This is a messenger RNA of Blastomyces dermatitidis ER-3, 831 nucleotides long. RefSeq lists its product as uncharacterized. The transcript has 5 exons. The coding region runs from base 1 to 831 and encodes 276 amino acids. The record is from RefSeq and is a predicted model, not a curated record. NCBI's taxonomy places the organism in Eukaryota, Fungi, Ascomycota, Eurotiomycetes, Onygenales, Ajellomycetaceae.
AUGUUUUCUGGCAUGAUUUGCAUGGAUGCAGAUGCUGAUAUUGAACCCAAUGUUGAAUCAUUGAUUGAGAACUUGGAGGAUGUGAUAAUGGAGGAAUUGCCUGUGCCAUGUGUGGCUGGGUCUUCUAUGUCCCCUCCUGCCCCCUCUGUUCCUUCCUCCGCCGCUCCCCCUCAAUCUCCUACACCUGCCCCUGUGUCUGGUUCUCCCGCUCCCGCUACCCCUGUUCCCGCGACCCCCACUCCUGCUACUCCUGGUUUUGCUGCCUCUGCUUUUGUUACCAGCUCUCCCUGUUUCAAGAAGAUGUUGUAUAUCAAGAAGCUUUUUAUAACUGUAAAGUUCAACAUUGUGAAGAUAUCUGCUCUGAUGAAUUCUUUCAGGAUGAUAGAUCUGUAUCAGCCUAUUCUCUGGUGUCUGUCAUCUGACUUUGUGGUGCAGGCAAAAGAUAUCCAUGUUUUCAGGAAUGGGAAUGUGAAUAUUGUUCUCUUUUACACCCGCGGGCGUGAGGCUCAUACACCUUGUCUGGGAUGUUAUUGUGGGAAUGAGCUGUUUGCACACUGUGUUCUGCUUCCUGCAUUCUCCUAUGUCUCUCUCUCUCUUUCUGAGAAGCCUUGUUUCUUAGUUGCUUCAGUGCCAGAGACCAUUUUAAUCAAAGAUGACAAUGCUGCUGAGACUACUCUCUUCCACUCUCAAGCUUCUUCUGUCAUUUUCUCUCCCUUCUCUGCAGAGAAGAUUGUGCAUAUACCAGGUUGGGUCGAGAUGGCUUGGUCCCACACAUCCGCGGAUGUUUCAGAUAGUUCAUUCUCUGUGGUCUUCAUGAUUGAACUGAUGUAA